AUGGGACACAUUCCUGCGACCGUCAAGGGUAAUAAUUGGGUUCAAGUAGAAGAAGGAAUACAUGUUAGCGGGCAUUCCUAUGUUUAUAAGAUCACUGGAGGAGUUAGUAAACCACGAGCUGAAGAAAUAUGCUCCGAACUUGUUGAUUGUGUUAAAAAUAUGUGGAAAACAAGAAUUCUUGCUGACGGUAAAAAUAAAGUUAAUGGGUUUAUAUUGGUAAAGGUUCAAAAGUAUAUUGAUCAUCUUCAAGAAACCAUGUUAAACGCAACCGGGUUCUGUGAUAAUGUAGAAACAAAGAACCCAUUCACGCACAUGGA
Molecule: messenger RNA, 317 nt
Organism: Racocetra persica
Lineage: Eukaryota; Fungi; Glomeromycota; Glomeromycetes; Diversisporales; Gigasporaceae
Source: the annotation of a GenBank genome assembly